Molecule: messenger RNA, 1074 nt
Organism: Serendipita indica DSM 11827
Lineage: Eukaryota; Fungi; Basidiomycota; Agaricomycetes; Sebacinales; Serendipitaceae
Source: the annotation of a GenBank genome assembly
AUGGACAAAGUCACCUUCAGCAACGCAGGCGUCUUCUAUCGACAGUACAAUGGCGAGUCUGACUUGCGAUACAUCAUGAGUCUCGUCCAGAACGAACUUAGCGAGCCCUAUGUGAUCUAUACCUAUCGCUACUUUCUCCAAGGAUGGCCAAACCUCUCAUUCCUCGCCUUUCCCGAAUUGGACGACACGUCGGAUCCAGAUGUCGCUCAUGCACAAGAGCCCAUCGGGGUCAUCGUGUGUAAGCAAUCGCUUCACAAAGGCAAGAACAACAGGGGUUACAUUGCCAUGCUUAGCGUCGAUAGGGCGUGGCGUAAACGCGGUAUCGCGAGCACGCUCGUCAAGUUGUCCAUUGAUAUGAUGACUCGCACGGGUGCAGACGAGAUUGUCCUCGAAACCGAAGUGGAUAACACUGCCGCGCUCGGACUCUACGCUUCACUUGGGUUCAUCCGCGAAAAGCGUCUGUACCGGUUCUACAUGAACGGAAAAGACGCGUUUCGUCUCGUUCUCCCCGUCAUCCCCGAGGAGAACCUAUUCUUCCCUUCAGCAAAGGCAACUGCGGUGACGGACAAGGCCGUUCAAAGCAGCACGGUCCCUAUCGCCGUCCCACAACCCAUGCACAUCUCCUCUCUCGGAACAGCCAAACACAAAGUAGUGAUGCUCGAGACACCACCAUCACCAGGCCUUCUCCACGCAUCCACGGCCCCGCCCGCGACACGUCUCAACAAGACGAGUGGCCUCGGCGUCGACGGAGAGAGAUUUGCAUUGGGUGGGCUGUUAGGCGCAGCUGCCCCGCGUUCCGUCGAGUCGACGGAUAGCUUUGCUCUCUAUGGCGCACAUAUCCCGGCCUCAAUCUCCCCACCUAUCCCGCCUCGUCCUACAGGUAAUACCGACAUCUCCCCUCGUAAUGGAUCUGGGAUCUCGGUUCGUGGUGGUGCUGUUACGGGAGGGAUCGGGGCUGCGCUUGCGCGAGGUGCGGCUAGUGGUCUAGGCGGUGGAGCGUCGCAUUCUGCGCCUGUGAUUAGGCGGUUUGCGUACGACGACGAUGACGAUGAUUACUAUAUCAGCGGUCGUUAG